Centruroides sculpturatus (bark scorpion) is the source of this 1343-nucleotide messenger RNA. Its product is annotated as vesicular integral-membrane protein VIP36-like. The transcript is spliced from 9 exons. Lineage: Eukaryota; Metazoa; Arthropoda; Arachnida; Scorpiones; Buthidae. Gene Ontology annotation, molecular function: D-mannose binding. The record is from RefSeq and is a predicted model, not a curated record. Gene Ontology annotation, biological process: Golgi organization; endoplasmic reticulum to Golgi vesicle-mediated transport; endoplasmic reticulum organization. Bases 95 to 1081 code for a protein of 328 amino acids. Gene Ontology annotation, cellular component: COPII-coated ER to Golgi transport vesicle; Golgi membrane; endoplasmic reticulum membrane.
GUGGCGUUUAGUUAUUUUAUGGUGUUCGAUAAAUUGUGUAUUUCAUUUGGGAUCGUGAAAACAAAGAUUUUUGUUAUCGGUUAUAGUCAACAGAAUGUCUUUUGAAAGAACAUCGUCGUUUAUUUUAUUUAUAUUUAUAACGUCUAUUUCAAAUUUAACUCUAGCUCAAUGGAAUACCAAAGAUUAUUUGAAAAGAGAACAUUCUCUUAUCAAGCCGUAUCAAGGUUCAGGCAUGACUAUUCCAAAUUGGGAUUUUGUUGGCAGCACCAUGGUUACUACAAAUUAUAUAAGAUUAACUCCUGAUCAGCAAAGUAAAAGAGGAAGCUUAUGGAAUAAUGUGCCAUGCUUUGUUCGGAAUUGGGAAUUACAAGUUCAAUUUGCCGUACAUGGUAAAGGAAAAGAACUCUAUGGUGAUGGAUUAGCCAUUUGGUAUGCCAAAGAUCCGUUACAAUUAGGCAGAGUUUUUGGCAGCAAGGAGAUUUUCCAUGGUUUGGGAGUAUUUUUAGAUACAUAUGCAAAUCAAAAUGGACCUCAUAAUCAUGGACAUCCAUAUGUUUCAGCUAUGGUUAACAAUGGAACAUUACAGUAUGACCAUGACCGUGAUGGAACACACACUGAAAUUGCUGGUUGUGAAGCAAAAUUCAGAGGUUCUGACCAUGAUACCCAUAUAUCUAUUCGCUAUGAAAGAGAUGUUCUUACGAUAUCAACUGAUAUUGAAGGAAAGAAAGCAUUCAAAGAGUGUUUUAAAGUGGAAGGUGUUCGUUUACCCACAGGUUAUUAUUUUGGAGCAUCAGCUGCAACUGGUGACUUAUCAGAUAACCAUGAUAUUAUUUCUAUGAAACUGUAUGAAUUGGAUUUACCUGGAGAGGUUAAGGAGGAAGAAGACAGAUCAAAAAUUUCACCAGCAGCUUCUUAUUUUGCACCUCCUAGAGAUCAUGUAGAAGACCCCCCGCCACCCAUGUCGGGUUUGAAAUUAUUGCUAAUAAUGGUGAUAGCCAUUUUAGGACUUGUAGUAUGUGUAGUCGUAGGAGUGGUGGUCUUCCAAAGACAGCAAGAGACUUCGAGGAAGAGGUUCUACUGAUGCAUUAUUGAGUUGUGCACUUCUUCCAUUUUGAAUAGAAGUGUAAGAUCAUUUCAUUUUGUUAAAUAAACAUUUGACAUCAUGGUGCAAGAGUUCCAGCUUGAUAAUGCAAAUCCAGAAUGUCGAGUGUACAGAAAUCCUAUUUCAAGGCAGAGAUUUCUGAAUUUCCACAGAUUGUAUUUUGAUGGUUUUCCUAUAGACCUUCAGACAGUGUGUUCUUGCUGAGAGACAGAUUUUCAAUAAAGAUUUAUACUUUUUUGAA